Molecule: messenger RNA, 3434 nt
Organism: Neoarius graeffei (lesser salmon catfish)
Lineage: Eukaryota; Metazoa; Chordata; Actinopteri; Siluriformes; Ariidae
Product: cell surface glycoprotein CD200 receptor 1-A-like
Exons: 7
Coding region: 537-1535 (332 amino acids)
Biological process (GO): regulation of neuroinflammatory response
Molecular function (GO): signaling receptor activity
Source: RefSeq, a predicted model, not a curated record
AAAAAAGGAGAGACAGAGACUGAGCAAAUGAGACAUACUGGAAGUUGUGCAGUUUGGAAAAUGCCUUCAUGUGACUGUUGUGGUUUUGGGUGCAGGAAGUCGGCACUGUCAUUUGUAGGAGCACCAGUUUGAGAAAUAAAAAGAAGGUAAUGAAGGAGUGUACAAGCAGCACAUCACGAUACUGAGGGCAGCAGACAGACAAGAGCUCAAAGAAGCAGAAGGAGAAACAUCAAGAACCAUGACGAUUCUGUAUCUUUUGUAAAACUACAGCCUUCGUAUUGAGUUUGUAUUCGUUGAUCUUUCUUAAGCUGCAAGAGGAAAGAAAGAAAGAAAGAAAGAGUGGCAAGAUCGUGAGUGAAAGACUUUUUUGUAGUGGUUGCUCUUCUGACAUCACAGCAGGUACUUUGAAGUGAAUCAAAGGUUUUCUGAGGAGGGAAACAGACAAUAUAGUGUGUGACAGACACAAAUGAAGGAGAAGACGUUAUAAAAGAGCAUAAGAAGACGCAUUUCAUUGUUGGGAGAUCUGUUUAGGAGCCAUGGAGAGAAAAUGGGUCCUGAGUGCUGUCUAUCUCUUCGCUGUCUGUCUUACAAGGAGUCUUUCAUCAGGAGAAGAUUCCAGAACAUCUCUUCAUGCUAACAACACACUGUCAUGCUCUGCUUCAACCACUGAAAAGCUUGCAGUUUGCAGGAAUGAAUCUGUUGAAUUGGGGACCACUGUCACCUUAAACUGCACCAACACAAAGAUCGCAUGGAAUGACAUGAUUUUUGUCAUCUGGAAAAUUAAUUUGCAAAACAAAAAUUGUUUAAUUGCUGUGGCUAAAAAUGACUCAGACCACGACAGCUGUAAUGAUGGGAAAAAGCUGACCCACACAGCAGAUGGAACGUAUCACCUGAUCAUCCCAAAUUUUUCCAUCCAAGAUGAAGGAAAUUACACCUGUGACUUUUCAUACCAAUCAGGUGGUUCGAUUGAAAAAAUCACAGUCUCUGCAUGGGCCCGUCCAAAUGUAUCUGGCUGGCUGGAAUAUGAGCACGGACACACUGUCGCUGUGUGUGAAGCUACAAGUAAACAACAAGCCUCUAUCCAUUGGGAAACACCGUGGAACUCGUCCGCUACCAUCACACAAGUAUCUGAGACUCCAGGGCAGCUUUCCACAGUGAUUAGCCGCUUACACCUUCCUCAACAUGCUUCUCAUAGAAACCUCACUUGUGUGGCCACUGCCAAUGACUUCAAGCACUCCAAGACUCAAUUUAGCAACUUCACGUUUAGAGACGUACAUGUUGAAUGGCUCAUUAUUUUUGCUGUGGUUUUUGCCAUCUGCUCCACUGUGGCUCUUUUAACUGGACUCUACAUCAUGCGCAGAAAUCUCAUACUAUUAAGUGUUUUUCGAAAGAUUUGCUGCAAACCUGACACCCCUGCGACAAAUGAUGAAAAACCUCAACAGCCCUGUGAUCCUGAUGAAUUGCAACCCUAUGCCAGUUACGUGCAGAGAGUAAACUCCAUCUACAACUCUUCAGCUGAACUCUUCAAUGCGUGACUCACUCCAGACUUACCUGAAUGCACAAAGACAUUUCUGAUAAAUGCAGAUCAAUGAUGUGCCUACGAUGCAUACUGUCACGAGGUUUGCAGUCGGUAAAUGCAGAUUCAUCAGUGCACUCUUACUCUGUGGAUGAAAUUACACACGAGUCCUAAUACUGCUCUUAAUGAGGGCUGAUGAAACCCCUUCAAAAGAACAUCCUCCAACGUGCAGGCUCUGAUGAUAGAAACAUAAACCAGAGUGAGUCAAAGUGAAAGAAGGAGUGGAAACAAAAGGAUUGUCUCAUGAUUAGGAAAUUUUCUACUCUCAAUUCAAUUCAGAAUAUAAAGAGCCUACACUGAGAGUUGUAUCAUCAAAACUCAACUGAAACACUGGAAGUGAAAUAGCGGACAUUUUAAAUAGAUUUUCUCUAAGCGAGACAUGCAAAUAUGGAAUUUGCUGUGUUCUUUCUCCUGAGCUGGUGCAAUAUACAGAAGAAUAGUGGCCUGAUUAGGACUGUAGGUUUAAUCGAGGAAUCUUUUAAACCACACAUUUCUGUUUCCUUAUCAGAAAACAAUUCCACCAAAAAUCUAUCACAGAACUACCAUCUGCCUUACCAUCUACGAUUUCUGGUCACUUGUGACAGCGUUACAGGAAACGUGUGCUUUUUCAUGCAAAAAAGUUACAUUUUGGCAGCAAAGCUCACAAAAUUCACUAAAGUUGAAAGGACAUAAGAAGUGAAAGAUGCUCGUUUACUUUUCUAGCUGUUACUUUCACUUCAUAACUUUGUCUAAAUGGAUUUUGACUUGUGAAUUCACGAGCUCAAUCUUGUGACCCAAUUGAAAACAAGUGGGCGGGACUAUGGGCUCUUUGGUUGAAAAUUUGAAGGACUUUUUUUUUUUCUUAGUAUUGUUUGGUGAACAUCAAAAAAAACAAAAAACAAACCUGCCAUCUUGUGCAAUGACGUUGGGGUUUUUCCCUAGUUUGUGUAAUUCUGAGCUUUUUUUUGUUCCAGAAGGAUAUCUUAGAAAGUGAACAAAUCUUGAAUCUGGGAGAAUGUAGCUAAUUAAAUAAUAUCGGCUGGCUUUUUUUCGUGGUCUAUCAGGUAUAUUCCAUUCAGCUAGCAUGAUAUUGAACGAGUCGAAGAUGAGUAGCUGAAUGGAAUAUAUCUAAAAGACCAUGAAAAAAGCCAGCCAACAUUAUUAUUAUUAUUAUUAUUAUUAUUAUUAUACACUCUCUUCAUAUCAGCAUUCUCAAAGGCCAACACACUAGCUUACCCGUGACUCGGUGCUGUUAGCGCGGUGGUCUAAUUACCUUCCAGCCAGUGUAGCAAAGGCCAACACUAGCACAGUCAAGCCGAAUAUUGUUAUAAGAAUUAUUAUUAUUUUCCCUGUGUGAUUCGCUGAGUUACUUUUAAAAUCUACAUUGACAGCUACAUACAACGGAGCGACCUGGCAGCCAAAAUUCUCUCAAAAUCAUCCACUUUUAAUGAAGCAAACCUGGCGGCCAUGUUUGUUCACAAACUGUCAUAGUCGCUCGCUAACGCGGAGGUUUUAUGUCUCCGACGUGUGGUGCUAUGUUGUCUUGACAACGUGCAAUAUUGUAACAAUAUCGCACACUCAUUCUCCAUUGGGUAGAUGGGAUAAUACACAUAGGAUAAGCGAUAUGCUAACAAUACUGCAUGCUAUCAAUAAACCCACUAGAAGCGAAUAGAAUACAUGGAAAAAGUGUCCUGUGUGUAUAAUAAUAAUAAUAAUAAUAAUAAUAAUCUCAUCUCAUUAUCUCUAGCCGCUUUAUCCUGUUCUACAGGGUCGCAGGCAAUCUGGAUCCUAUCCCAGCUGACUACGGGCGAAAGGCGGGGUACACCCUGGACAAGUCGCCAGGUCAUCACAGGGCUGACACAUAGACACAGACAACCAU